AUGGACAUGUUUGCUGAUGAGCCCAUAGACUUUACUGUGACGCGCUUGCCCUUUUUCCUGCGGCCAGAGCUCCCUGGCAUCGGCAAGGCCAUGCUCCCGGGAUCGGAUGACAACUCUCCUGGCGCAGCACUUCCCGAGAGGAAGUGGAGCUGCAAGGAGUCCCCCGGCACCUGGGGGGAGCAGAUGGACAAGUACACCAAGAAGCAUCCCGAGAAGUUUGGUGGCAAAGACCAGGCUCCCGACGCGCGCUUCGGUAUCAGUUGGCAAGCCUCAGAGGUUGGUUUAAAGUUCGUCUUCAACCAGCCGAUGAGUAACUCCAUGGAUGCCCUCCGGCUCCUCAUGAAGGUGCAGCGAGAGUAUAGCCCGGAGAUCAGGGAGCAGUUCUUUGAGAUCCUCUCCCGCAGCAUGGCUUAA
This is a messenger RNA of Symbiodinium sp. CCMP2592, 414 nucleotides long. The record is from the annotation of a GenBank genome assembly. Lineage: Eukaryota; Dinophyceae; Suessiales; Symbiodiniaceae.